AAGUCCAGACUCAGCAAGUUUACCGAAGAAACAUUUCGUCUAGAGCCAGAAGAAGCUCGUAUAUCCGUUCUUGGCCCUGAAUCGACUGAACAAACAUGAUAUAUACUUUGUGCACACGCCCGCAUUAACCGAUACAGAGCCGCCGUCGGUUUCGCUCUCCAAACUGUUACUGGCCACCAAAUGCACAUUUGUGUCAAUGCAUGCUGGGCGCUUCUGUUUCCUGGCGAUCUGGAAAACGGUGGAAGCGGAAAGGUCUACCCACACACUCCGAUUUUAGCUCCGUGACCGCUUUCGUUCAACAGACUGGUUCCACUUUCGACAGCUGACCUAGAGGCUUCUGCGACAGCCCCUAGCUUUGUAAAGGCUCCUGAGAGUACCGCUUUCGGUAUCAGAGCAAUAAUUUAACCACCAGCCGUGAAGAACUGUUCAGUGUUUAGUUGUGACAAGGACACCCUAGUCCAAAGAAAUCCACCAAGCUGGUGCUCGUACCCUAUACCUGCAUAUGAGGCCUUGAUUUCUGGCAAGACACUUCUUCAGCGGAAAACAAAAUGAUGCACUCUCAGGCGGGAGUCGUUGUCUCCAGUGGGCUCGACAACUCUUCCCUUCUUUCAUCACGUCAGGCGAAACAGGGGAAUCCCCUCGCUCGUCUCCGCACAUUCCAACAGAGCAUCCAUCGGUUGCUUACAGACCCUGCUUUUGAAUCUCUGUUCGACGUCGUCAUCGUCGCAGAAAACAAGGAACUCCGCGCACACCAGUGUAUUCUCUCCGCGUGCAGCGAAUAUUUCAAGAGGUUGUUUUGCGGUCCAGACACCGCAAAAAGAAUUGAAUUCCAACAGAGAUGGGUCGUCGUCCAGCAGCUUGUUCGCUGCAUGUACGGCGCAGAUAUUGAACCCGGCACAGAUCCGGAAAUCAUUCUCGAGGUUUUGGCUGAAGCACGGAAUUUGGAGGUGAAUUGCCUCUCCAUUGAGGACUGCCUGUCUCUCAUCGUCGACCAACUGAGUGUGGUGAACUGUGCAAGAGUGUUGACGCACGAAGAAGUUGCGCACCACCGCGAGCUGUCUAGGCAGGUCUGCUCGUACAUCGUCAAGCGCUUUUCCGACGUCGUCCGCAAUCCUACGUCGCGUCAGCAACUUCUGCAAAUGCCCAGGAACCAAAUUGUCUACAUGGUUAGGGAACUCUGUCGGCGCUGUGACACGAAUCGAGACACCGACUUGAUUGUCCGCUUCGUCGUCGACUGGUCGCAGUUCGAAACUGCCUGCGACCUCCUACGAGACUGCAAACUCUGGGACUGGUCUCUCGAACCCGGCGCACUGUCUGUCUUCCGCGACGAGGACCAAAGUGCGCUACAGGCCCCGAGCCUGCCUCAGGCAGUACAGUGGCGCAUCCCGAAUCUGCGCGUUGCCCUACGAGAACAGCUUCCCAUGAAAUACGUGGUCGGCACCUACUUUGACUGGUCCGUUCGCCUCGACCACGGCGGCGAAAACAAACUUCGCCUUGUAUACGAGUCUGCGCUGGACCGAAAUCCCGGCCAGCCUGCAUGCAUCAAACGCUUCCCCGCUGCACUCUUCGCUUGGCAGGUGAUUUUCCGAGGUGAAGACGUGUUCAGAGAGCGGCCAGUGUUCAUUUGCUUCCCAGAACACGUUGCUCUUCACUGGUCAACCACGCUUCCGAUCUCGACGGCGGACGUGACGGACGGCGAUGAGUUGACGAUUUUGGUAACCAUGACAGAGAUCCCUUUGGUGUCGCUAAUUCUUUAUUAUUUCUCCAGCGAUUUGAAUCAGACACUUGCACACGAAGAUAUCCUCAACAGACUGCCACACAUUGAGUACCGCUGUCUGUCAUCCUACACACUUUUCCACUCUGCGCAACCACAGCCCUUGGCUUCUGUCCUGUGAUGUCGAGCUUCUCCAUCUUUUCCCCUUGAAUGAAC
Messenger RNA from Toxoplasma gondii ME49, 1930 nucleotides. Its product is annotated as BTB/POZ domain-containing protein. NCBI's taxonomy places the organism in Eukaryota, Apicomplexa, Conoidasida, Eucoccidiorida, Sarcocystidae. Gene Ontology annotation, molecular function: protein binding. The coding region runs from base 549 to 1895 and encodes 448 amino acids. The record is from RefSeq and is a predicted model, not a curated record. The transcript has 7 exons.